Molecule: messenger RNA, 1758 nt
Organism: Adineta ricciae
Lineage: Eukaryota; Metazoa; Rotifera; Eurotatoria; Adinetida; Adinetidae
Source: the annotation of a GenBank genome assembly
AUGAUUCUAGAAAUCUGCGUAUUAUUAUCGAUCGCAUGGACGACGGUACAAACAACAACUGUAUCUUAUAACCUGCCAAAAUUCUGUUCAAGAGCAUUGUGGAAUGCGAAUGCAACGACUUUUGCAACUGAAAACAAAAUUGGCAAAGAUCCACACAGCAUUUUUGUUGAUAAAAAUAACAAUAUCUAUGUUCCUAAUCGAAGUUCAAAUAAAAUUGUAUUAUGGCAUAAUAAUGGUAAAACAGAAUAUAAAACUAUUGCUGGAAACUUAGUCUCUCCACAAAGUGUUUUCGUGACAUUAUCUGGUGACAUGUAUGUCGCUAACGUUCAGAGCAGUUGGAUAACGAAAUUCACACUCAAUGAAACACGUAGUACGUUGACUAUAAAUAAAAUGGGUAAUUGUCUUUGUGUCUUCGUUGACGUGAACAGUACUAUUUACUAUUCAUUUUGGGAAGUGCAUAAAAUUUUUAAACAGCCAGUGAGUGGUACUACAGUUGGAGAAACGACUGCGGCAGGUAAUGGUAGUGCGGGAAAAGCCAACAAUCAACUAAAUCAACCUUUCGGACUUUUUGUGGACGUCGAUUUGGGUUUAUACGUGGCCGAUUUUAAAAAUAAUAGAAUUCAGCAUUUUCGCUCCGGUCAAGUAAAUGGAACAACAGUCGUAGGAGACGAAGUGUCCUUCUCAGCUAAAUUAAAUCAUCCAACAGGAGUCGUGCUGGACGGUGAAAAAAACUUAUUUAUUGUCGAUUGUUAUAAUCAUCGCAUUGUUCGAUUGAUAUCGAGCGAUCUACGUUGUGUGGCUGGGUGUUCUCAAUCAUCAGGAUCUGACCUCAGCAGAUUAAAUGAACCUAUAAGUCUUAGUUUUGACAGUUACGGAAACAUCUAUGUGGCAGAUAAGUUUAACAAUCGAAUUCAAAAGUUUGUUUUCAUAACAAAUUCAUGUAAUCUCAUCGCCACUACGUCACCCAUCUUAAGAAACAAUAAACCAUCCAGCAGGAUUCCACCGAUCGGUACUACAACGGUAGUUGACAUUGCCACUACAGAAGUCAAAAGAAGUACUACCACAAGCGGUACUACUGCGAUCCAGUCUUUUGUCGCUCCUAAUUGCUAUAAUUAUACUUCUACUGGUGUUCUUUGCAGCCAACUUGAAUCGAUAUGCAAACUAGCAAGUCCAUGUCACAAUAAUGGCAGCUGUACUUUAAAUAGCAGUGCGUCAAGAGGAUAUUCUUGUUCGUGUUUGCCUUAUUUUAACGGUACCUUAUGUCAAUAUGACCACCGACCAUGUAAACCGAACACAUGCUGGAACAAUGGCACUUGUGUUCCAGAUAAGUCAAAUACGACUUUCGAAUGUCGAUGUGCGGUUGGAUGGGAUGGUAAACAUUGUGAAACAAAAAUAAACUAUUGUUGGAACGCCACUUGCUUGAAUAAAGGUGUUUGUUUCCCGUUAUUCAUGAAUUAUAAAUGCGAAUGCGUAGGAGAUUAUUCUGGUCGUCAUUGUGAAAUAUCUAGCCGAAGGAUGAUAAUUCAUAAAAUCAUUUCAAAAACAGUUUCGUAUGUGGCGAUUCUUGUUUUGAUCGUCACUGUCAUGUUUUUCAUCAUCAUGGACAUAUUAAAAUAUUGCUUUGGAAUUGACCCGAUUCACGAAGAACGAGAACGAUUGCGACGAGAAAAACGAAUGAAGAAACACAAACCCAUCAUUCAACGUCCUGUUUAUGUCAAUCCACCGCCCGUUGUUAUCAUUCAGGAAACAACUCUCUAG